Messenger RNA from Metarhizium album ARSEF 1941, 690 nucleotides. RefSeq names its product Phospholipase A2. Gene Ontology annotation, molecular function: A2-type glycerophospholipase activity. The record is from RefSeq and is a predicted model, not a curated record. Gene Ontology annotation, biological process: arachidonate secretion; phospholipid metabolic process. The coding region runs from base 1 to 690 and encodes 229 amino acids. Lineage: Eukaryota; Fungi; Ascomycota; Sordariomycetes; Hypocreales; Clavicipitaceae. The transcript is spliced from 5 exons.
AUGAGGAUCGUACUAUGCGGCCUUCUGGUAACGGCAGCGUCUCUCGCCUGGACACUAGAGAACCCAGCUUGUGGAAUUGGGCCUGAACGCGACAAGGACAAAUGGGUGCAAAGAGUCCAGUUGCUGCAGCACGUGUGCUUCGACUCUGACCUCGACAGUUUCUCCAAGUUCAGAGACACCAGGGACACGCCGUUUGUCCAACAGUUCCAGUUCGACUGGACAACCGACGCGUGCACAAUCGUGCCCAACCAGGCCAGUCUGGCGGGCUCGUUUGCCCCAGCCUGCAUAAAACACGACUUCUGCUACCGCAACCUCAAGCCUGUGGGGAUUUUCUUCGAAUCUGUCAGGGCUUCUGUGGAUGAAAACUUCUUCAAGGACAUGUCUAGCACAUGUCCCAGUUGGGAUGAUUUCCUCCGCAUCCCCUUGAUCCCAAACUGUGAAGCUGCUGCUGGUCUUUACUACAUGGGAGUCAGGCUUCUCGGCGAGUUUGCAGCCAAGGAAGAUCGCACGCCGCGUCUAUACAGGGACAAGCCAAUGCAAACGCCAUACUUGCCGGAUGUCGGGGACUCGGCUUCAACCAUCUGGGAUAACAGAGAAUGCCAAGGCAAAACGAAACGAUGGCGGGAACAGCAGCUUCAAGCUAAUCCACUGCGUACCGACCAAAAAGUGCACACGCCUGCGAAUGUGUGA